CUCAGUUUGCCAUCUGUAAAACUGGGUUAGCACCCCCUCUUCCUUCUUAUGCCCCUUUAUCCUCUCUUAUACUAAUUGCAAAUACGGAUGGGCUUGUUUGUGUGCGGGCGCAGUGCAAAAUGGGGGGGGGGGGGCACGACGGUGGAAGUGCCGCUCGUAUGGGGAAGGUCUAAAGGGAAGGAUGCGUGUACGGAGGACCAGGUGCACGGAGGGACGGCGGGAUGGAGGGAUGCGCACUCGGGGAUGGAGGAUUCCUGCAGGGAAGGACACACGCCUGGCGGGCCGGGCGUCCGCCCACCUCCCGACCCACCCCCGGCGCCGCUCCCGCCGCAGCGGUGUGGGGUGGGCAGGGGGCGGGACACCCCCCCACACCUCCCCCCGCCCGGCAGCAACGCUGCCCCCCGCCCGGCCCGGCCCCGCCGUGGGGCUGCGGGGCGGGUUCCCCCCGCUCCCGCCUCCGCCCGCCCCCCGCGCGGGGCCUGCAGCGGGCAGCGCGGGGCGCCGCAGCCUGCGGGCGGCCGCCGUGCCCACCGCCGCCGCCCCGGAGGUGGGGGCGCCGCGCGGGGCCCGGGGUGCCAUGGAGGAGCCGCCGCCGCCGCCGCCCGCCUGAUCCCCGCGGCUGCCGGCACCGAGACAAAGCGCGGGGCUGCCCACCGCGCCCGCCCGGCCGAGCCAUGGUGGAGCCGCCGGCCGAGCCUCCCCCGCAGCCCUGCCCAGCACCCGGGGGGGCGGCGGGGGGGGAGCCGGCCCGUCCCGGCGAGCAGUCGCCUCUGCUGCACCUGGACCUGUACAACUUCGACUGCGCGGCGGCGGAGGGCAGCCGGUACGUGCUGACCAGCCCGCGGUCGCUGGAGGCCUGCGCCCGCUGCGCCGUGCGGCCGGUGGAGCUGCUGCCGCGGGCGCUGGGCGAGCUGCUGCGGGAGGCCCCCGGGCGCUCCAUGCGGGUGGCCGCCGGCCUCUACGAGGCCUAUGAGCGGGAGCGCCGCCGCAAGCUGCAGCAAUGCCGGGAGGAACGGGAGAGGAUUAUCCGGGAGGAGAAGAGGCGGAUCCUGGCGCCCCUCGGCAGCCUGCCGCCCUCGCCCGCCGCCCGCGUCGCCCCCCGGGCUGCCGCCGCUACCACCGGUGCGUCCCGGCCCCGUGGCAGGGGGAAGGCCGGGGCGUCGGGGGGUGCCAAGGCCAAGAGCCACUCCCUGGACUCGCUGCAGAAGCGGCGUGAGGGCAGCUGGGGCAAGACCUCCUCGGAGUCGGGGGCCUCAUCGUCCUACAGCGGGGAGAGCCUACGGGAGCGCGGUGGCAAAGGGGGCGGCCGGGGCCGGGGGGGAGCUGCCACCGCCAGCUCCCUUUUGGGGCGCAGCUUCAGCCUGGGCGACCUCAGCCACUCGCCGCAGACUGCCCAGAGGGUGGAGAGGAUCGUCAGGGAGGUGAAGAGGAAGAAGGGUCUCUCGGAGGUGCCCGAGAGGGACAAGAAGAUUGCGGCACUGAUGAUUGCCAAGCACCAGGAGGCCAACCUCCUGCGGGAGCAGCGGCAGGCAGCCCACCUGCAGUGGGAUAGCCAGCGGCGGCUGGCAGAGCAGCGGAAGGAGCAGGAGGAGAAGGAGAAGCAGAGGCAGCUCCUGCAGGGCCAGCGGAUGUGGGAGAGCCAGGUGGAGAAGCGACGGGGGAGGCUGAGCCAGGAGCAGGAGGAGGCCACCCUGCUGAAGCAGAGGCAGCGCCUGGUGUGCGAGGAGAGGUGGCGGGAGCAAGCAGAGAAGCAGGAGCGGCUGCGGAGGGAAAAGCUGGAGAGGGCAGUCCAGGAGGACAAGCAGAAGAAGCUCCAUCAAGAGCACAACCUGAAGGCGAGGGAGGAGGGCAAGAAGGAGCACCGGGAGCGAGAGGAGCAGCUCCUGCAAGAGAAGCUGUCCACAGCCGCGCAGAAGAGGAUGAAGAAGGAGGUGCAGCUGCAGAAGGAGAAGAAACUGCUCAACCAAGCAGAGAAGCUGAAGCACGAGGCCUUGCUCAAGGAACUGGCCAAGCAAGAGGCAGAAGAGAAGGAAAUGCUGAAGGCCUCCCUGGAGAUGAGUUUGACCAAGGCUCAGGAGAACUAUGAGCAGCUAGUGGAGAAGAGGAACCAGGAGCUGAGGGAGAAGGCCAGGCGGGAGGACAUGCAGAUCCAGAGAGCCAAACUAGCAGCAGAGAAGAAGGAAAGAGAGCAGAAGGAGCACUUGGAGGCCCUGGCUAGAGAGACAGAGAGAAAGCUCCAGCAUGCUGCUCAGGUGGCCGAAGAGGUCGUCCAAGAAAAGGCCCGCAAGGUGGUCUUGAGCCGUCUGGAGAAGGAGAAAGUGCAGAAGAUGAACAAGCAAAAGGUGGAACAGUACGAGGACUUACGACGCAGAGAGAUCCUUCUCUCUAUAGAGAGGAAGCUGGAGAGAAGUGAGCAGAUCUUCAAGGAGAAGAAGACUGUCUUAGAAAAUGCCAGGUCUGUUGCCCGGGCGUCCUUCCACGUCCGGGAAAAGGUACGGGAGGAGACGAACAUGCGCACCUUUGACAAGAUGGCCUUGGAAGCAGAACUGCAUGCCCACCUGAAUAAGAAAUGAAAGAUCUUGUCAUGAAUGAGUGGGGAUACAUCACCGGUUGUCCAUCAUAAUGCAUCAGAAAGCUCCUCCGCAUUAACAUUUAACAUUUCAAAAACAACAGCAACAACCAACAACCACCCUAAUUUCUUAUUUUGGGGGAACAGGGUACCGCACAAAAACGUGGCAGCUAUUUCACAUACUUUUUAAAAUACGUUUUUGUUCUGGUUGUGUUUUAAGGACUGACUUCAGCCAUCUUUUCAGAGGGGAAGCGAGCUUUUGUGUCCUCCACCCCACAAGCACACACAUUUUCUCAAAUAGGGCUGCAGAAGAAGUCUGCUUGGGGCCUGUGAGGUACCUAUUGAUUGUCUACAACCGGAGCUGACUAUAGCUGCUCUCUUUUCAGUUGGAAAUGCAGACAACAGAGACUAAGGACUACUAGAGCCUACUGACUAAGAACCAAAACCACCCCGGCUGAGUCUGGCUUGAGUGACAGGCAGCUUGGUUUAAGUUACGGGACUGCAUUUUCAAAGCCGCUGCACUUCCAGACCAAAGGUGAGGAGGGCUGGAGUUACAGAAUGCCGUACGCCCCGGGUGCUCCUCGCCUGCUGCUGGUACUGAGCAAGAGACAGCACAGAUCAAGGCUUUGUAACAUCAUGUAAGUAGACAUUAUGAUCAGAGCUGGGCAGGAGCUGUUAGAAGUGCUCACAAACACAAUUUCACGUUUGCCGUUUGCAACUGUUGCCCCUUCCGGGUAUCCUCACCUCUCCUUCUCCUUUCAAAGUUUCUCUUACAAACAUCUGUACAAUUUCUUCUUUUCUUUUGGAGGAGGAGAGGAGUUUGUGGGCAGUCCACAAACUGAUGGGCACCCAUACAACCCACUUGUUUGUUAAAAUGUAAAAAUGAAUGGAAUGAACCUGCGGAAUCUGGCCUUUAUGGCAAACACGUGGAUCAUUUGUAAAUGGAAAUCUGCAAACAGAUUGCAUAGAGAAAUUGCCACCUUUGGGAAGUCUCAAAACUCAAGGAGACCCUCAGCAACCUUGUCCAACUUGGCCUGCCUUGAGCAGGAAGUUGGACCAGGUGUCCUCCAGAGAUCCCUUCCAACCUAACGGUUCUAUGAGCUGCAUACGAUGAGAUGUUCACCCAGCUCUUAUCAUCGUCUACUGGGUAGGGCAGCGUUUAUCUGUCCACUGGUGCUAACAGUUGUAUUCUUACAUAGGGCACAAGAAAGAGUAGAUGCACAAAAUAAGGUACAUUACAGAUCCUCUUAGAUGAGGAUCACGGCUUUUUUAUAACUCUAACUCAAUACCAUUUAGAGGUAACUGAGUCCUUCUGCCAUUACUGCACUGGAAAUGUGAAAAGCCUACCUAUGCCCUGUGCACAGCAUUCAAGUAAGGCAGUGUUCUGCUCCAGGUUUCCAUGUUUACUCUCCGCUGGGUUGCAGAUACAAGCACACGUGCAAACCAGGCACUUUCUGCUGUUUUUUUCUGGCUCUGGGCAGCGCCAGCUCUCUGUUCCACCGCCCGUGACGCCAUGCUGGGUUGCUGUGGUGAUGGCAUCAGACCUGGAACAUGUGGGAGAAGCAGCAAGAACAGCCAGGAUCUUGUUUCCGUGUGGAUGUCUCUGGCAAACAAUACAGUAGAAGAGAAAAACAGAAGACGGCUGACGUGUGGCACAGACAUGCAGUCCUGCAUGCAUAGAUUGCUUAACAGAAUUUCCCAGGAGGUGACAGCAGGUCAAAAACCUCUUAGAAGGCUUUAAGAAAGGUGUUAAAUGAACAGCAACAACAACAGUAGACCAAGUGCACCCUGAUGCCCUGCAAGGCUGGAGACCUUAUACAAACAAUGUUGAAAACGAAGCAAGUAGGAAUUUUCUUUGAUUUUGAUGGAACUUGCUCCUCUUUGAAUCACGGUACAAUUGGUGCUGUUGAGGGCAGGCAGCGUGGAAGUCGGAAUUAGGGCACCUGAGCUAUGUUUGCUCUGUCAGUCACUGGCUGGCUGUGUAACACCAGGCAAGUCCUCAGGGGCUGGGCUUGCUCCUAUUGAUAUAAACGGAAGCAGAGUCGGGCUCUUGGGAUUGCUGGGACUCGCAGGAAAUAGCGACACUGGGCUUGGCAGAAUGCUUCAGAGACUUUGGACAAGUGAUGCUAACAAAGCACAAAGUACUAUUUUAUUAUUUAUUUAUUUAUUUGAGUGGUUAUUAAAGUAAAACAUAUCCGUUGGUGAAAAGCACUAAUUAAGACCAAAAUCUAAAAAUACCAGUAGCUGCGGGAAAGAUAGCUGCGUUACUGUUUCCAGCUAGGAGUCUCUCUGUCCCCCUCACCGUCGUCCUCAAAACAGCAAUGGUUUCAAACAGUGAGACCAAUCCUGCUGUAACACCGGACAAGGUCCUUGAUAAAAAACAGUCUUCUUCAUGUGUCGUUUGUACAGCAGUGGUCCAUGUGUGCCCUUGUAGCUGCAAAAACCUAGAAAAGAGAUGCUUGGUGGCUCAAAUCCAGCCUGUACAAAACCUCCCAUGCUCCCUGGCAGCACUAGAGUUGGGAUAAAACCUGCGGUGACUCCAGCAUAGCCAACAUUUCAUCCUUUUCGUAGCCUUCAGGGCUGCAGAGAAAGCCUGCCAGCAUGGAUGUGAGGGCUGUUGCUCCCUACGUCAUCGCGCUGUGGUUGAAGUUCACUGCUUGAUCCAUUUAGGAGAGGGUGAAUGGGUAGAGCUGGGAAACAGUGGACAGAAGGCAAAAUGCGGUGGGUGAAUGAGCAGAUGCAAUCUCUAACUGGAACAGUAGUUUUUCCCUAAAGUCUACCGCAAUCUACCUGAAGGCUUUGUCCAAACCUCCCUCUGAUGGGGCAUUUCCAACGUAGACUGAGAACGUUUUACAGGCCAGAAGACAUGUCUUGGCGACCGACUAUAAUUACACCCAGGGUCCAUCUUGUGCUGCUGACUGUGUUUGACACCUUGGGGCUACUGCUGAACUAAUCAAAACACACCUAAAUGGUGGUAAUUGGAUUGGCAAACUACUGUUCCUGUACUGCGCGGUGUGCAGCUCAAGUUUUGAAUGUGCAACCUAAGAAAAAAAAAUAUUUUUUUUUUCAAAAGA
Messenger RNA from Chroicocephalus ridibundus (black-headed gull), 5643 nucleotides. It is a transcript of the gene CCDC177, whose product is annotated as coiled-coil domain containing 177. Bases 222 to 2573 code for a protein of 783 amino acids. The transcript has 2 exons. The record is from RefSeq and is a predicted model, not a curated record. Lineage: Eukaryota; Metazoa; Chordata; Aves; Charadriiformes; Laridae.